Penaeus monodon (black tiger shrimp) is the source of this 1544-nucleotide messenger RNA. RefSeq names its product longitudinals lacking protein, isoforms H/M/V-like. Lineage: Eukaryota; Metazoa; Arthropoda; Malacostraca; Decapoda; Penaeidae. Gene Ontology annotation, biological process: regulation of transcription by RNA polymerase II. Gene Ontology annotation, cellular component: nucleus. Gene Ontology annotation, molecular function: protein binding. The record is from RefSeq and is a predicted model, not a curated record.
GGUUUUCCAGCGGGCGGAAGAGGGAAUUAUGACGAAGGCGGAGCUUGAGUGCGCCUCGGCCAGAAGACCCGCGGGUGCGCACGAGAGAGGAAGGCAGCGCGUCGUCUCCUUCAUUAACGCUACAAAUGUCAAAUACAACGAGAUAACUAGUCGCCAAAAAGAAAGCAUGGAGGAGUUACUUUCAUUGAAGUGGAACAACCACCGUUCCACUUUCCUCCACAUUUUGGGAGUUCUCAGGGACAAGCAAUCGUACACGGAUGUGACUCUGGCAUGUGAUGGCAAGUUCUACAGUGUGCAUAAGCUGGUGUUGUCAACAUGUAGUGACUAUUUCUGUGCCAUGUUUGAGAAGACUGCUUGUAAAAGCCCUGUUAUAGUGUUAAAAGAUAUUAAGUGUGAGGACCUUGAGGCCUUGCUAGACUAUAUGUACCUUGGUGAAGUGAAUGUAAGGCAAAGUGACCUAGCGUCUUUGAUAAAGGCUGCCGAAAAUUUACGCAUCAAGGGUCUCGCAGUACCUGAUGAUGAACCUUCUAAUAAAGUUCCGGCGACGUCUGCACCAAACAGAGCUGAACCGGUGAGGAGAGAAGGAGGGAUUGGUAGCCCUCCUGCCAAGCGGAAAAGAAGAGAUGAGGGUGAAGACGGCAGGGAAGAUGUAAGACCGCAGGCCAGUGGUGGCUUACAAACCCCCCCUCCUCCUCCGUCUAGACCAAAGAGCCCUAUUGCCCAGCGCCUGAGUCCUUCCCCCCACAGAACCUCUCAGGAAUCCCCUGCAACAGAUGAUCGUGUCAGCCGUCCCCUCUCGUCGCCAGCAGAAAACCCUGCCUCGUCUCAUGUCACGGCACAAUCUUCCGCACACACCACUGCGUCACAAGCGCAAGCCAGUAGUCAAUUUAGAUCAGAAGAGACUCCCUCCUUUGUCAAAGUGGAAAUGGAGGAAGAAAGUGCCAACGAGAUGCCUGGAGACUCCUACGACCUCAGCGCGGACGGUUACAAGGAAGAAGGCGAUGAUUCUGGAAGUGGAGUGAAUAAUGAUUUACCUGAGUUCCUACAAGCAGCAGCCACUGGAGCCUUAGCUGGUAGCACAGCCUCGUACCCUCACCCUUCCUUUGCCGGGCCCUCUGGCUACCAGCCGGGAGACCUGGCGGGCUGGCAGGGUGAUGGAUCGUCCAUAGGCUUCCCUGCACAUCUUAACUUUAGCACCUCAGACAGUUCUAGUCAACAGAAUGCACCCGGGGUGAGCCCAGGGAGUGUUGGUAGUGGUGGUCAGGGAGGGAGUGGGGCCCCCUCGCUCGGCCGCACGUCUCCGGCCACGAGUUCCAGCACCUGCGGGACGGGCGGAGGGCCUACGCCUGCCAGUUCUGCGGCAAGUGGUUCGCGACGCCCUCCAAGGUGCUGCGCCAUGAGAGGACCCACACCGGCGAGAGGCCCUACGACUGCUCGCACUGCCCGCUCUCCUUCAACCAGCGGGAGAUCCUCAAGAGGCACCUGAGGGCGGUCCACAAGACCCCGACGGCGUGGUGACGCGGCUGGGCGUCGGCGGGGGGCGG